AUGCCUGUAAUCCAAGAGCCAGUGUUUCCAGUACAUACUGAGACUGCACCUCAAGUUUCAGCUCCUGUAGCUGAUGGUGCUCACAUAACUGGACAACAAAAGGACCAAGGACAGCAAUUACGAGUAUAUUCAAGAAGGCAACGUGCUGCUAAUGCAACACCUGCUGAUACACCGGUGACUGUUCCAGAUGUCACAUCUAAUGAUGCUCUUAUUGAAAAUAAUCGAUAUCAGUCCAAUCCAGGUCUGGAUCACUGGAAGGCUGCUAAAAAGGUCUUGCGUUAUUUGCAAGGUACUAAAGGCCUCAUGCUUACUUAUGAGAAAUCUGAUAACCUCGAAAUAGUGGGUUAUUCAGAUGCUGAUUUUGCGGGGUGUGUUGAUACUAAGAAAUCCACAUCAGGUUAUAUCUUCACCCUUGCAAAAGGAGCUAUAUCAUGGAAAAGCUCAAAGCAAACUGUUACUGCAUCGUCGACAAUGCAGGCAGAAUUUGUAGCAUGUUAUGAGGCAACCGGGCAGGCGAGAGGCCUCAUUGGGAAGAGUGUGUGCAAGCUGAUGCACCAAGCAAGGCUGAAAUCAUCGAAGCCUGCAGUUGAGAACGAGGCACGUGCUCCUGCUUCAAGGAUGAGCUUGCCGGCGCCUUCUGAAUUUGCAUCACGUCUUGUUGGUGCUGAAGAUUGCAGGACAUGCUCCUGGAGCCCUAAGGUGGUGGCCAUCUCGCGUGCUCACCUCGCAGCAGUCAUGCCGCCGCUGCUAUUCCCAGCUGCUAAAACUCUAUUCCUAUCCCACUUCCCACCACCGCCUUCACCUACUCCUCGCCUUCAGCUCCGGCGCGCCACCGCCACUGCCACGGCCGCCAGCGACGAUGCGGCGGCGUCCGGCACGACUGCCAGGGAGCGGCGCCUGGCCAAGGUGCGGGAGGAGCGCCGCCGCCGGGAUUACGACCGCCAGCACACCUACCCCGGCUGGGCCAGGGUGCUGGAGAACGCCUGCAGGGAUGACGAGGAGAUGCGCGCCAUCCUCGGCGACAGCAUCGGGAAUCCAGAGCUCAUGAAGCAAAGGAUCCAAGAAAGGGUGCGAAAGAAAGGCAGGGAGGGGUUCAACAGACCUAAGACGGGCUCUGUCGCCGCAUUUAAAGUUAGCUUCCGAGACUUCAACCCAUUAAAUGCUUUCAUUUGGUUCGAACUCUUUGGAGAGCCAACUGAUCGAGAUGUCGACCUUCUUGGCGGUGUAAUUCAGGCUUGGUAUGUCAUGGGAAGACUAGGAGCAUUCAACUCUUCAAAUUUGCAGCUGGCCAAUUCAAUGUUGGACUUUGACCCUUCGUAUGAUUCUGAUGAAGCUUCUGCUGUGAUGCCUUCAUCUUUCCACGAUAUCAGUGAUGUUGAGUUUCAAGACAGUUGGGCCAGAGUAUGGGUGGACCUUGGCACUUCAGAUUAUCUUGGGUUGGAUGUAUUACUGAACUGUCUUACACAAUUAAGCUCAGAACACAUGGGCAUCAAACAAGUGGUUUUUGGCGGCAGAAAACUUGGCGACUGGGAGGAAGGCAUGACAAGCUCCGACUAUGGAUACAAGCAUUUCAAAAUAUAAGAAUCAUCGAGUGAUACACGGCUUGAUUCCUUCGUCAAUUGAAAGACAUUAUGUAUGUAUGAUAGGAGCGUCACCAACCCCCUAAUUCAGAGAAAUUUUUGUUUAGUGUUUAGGAACGAUGCAGGAAAUAGUCUAAGACUCUGGAUUUGGAUUGCUCGUGUAUGUAAAUAAUU
Molecule: messenger RNA, 1754 nt
Organism: Lolium rigidum
Lineage: Eukaryota; Viridiplantae; Streptophyta; Magnoliopsida; Poales; Poaceae
Exons: 12
Coding region: 1-1581 (526 amino acids)
Source: RefSeq, a predicted model, not a curated record